Messenger RNA from Amoebophrya sp. A120, 199 nucleotides. The record is from the annotation of a GenBank genome assembly. NCBI's taxonomy places the organism in Eukaryota, Dinophyceae, Syndiniales, Amoebophryaceae.
UCACAGAUUCGUCUGCUCAUCCUGUUCACAGCAUCACAAAUUCCAAAACACGAUUGGUAAUGGCUCUCAUGGGGAUGCGCAUUACAAGUCUUCCUCUCUUUGCAAAUCUGCAUUACAACUCUGGUGUGGUUACGUUUUUACUCAGGAUACUGGUGUUCACAAUGCGUACAUACGGAUCGCGCGUGUGUGAAACAAGGGC